AUGAUUGUACGGGGAAAUUCUCUAUCUCUUUUUCAUCACCUUUCUCUUCUCACCUUUCCUUUUUUAUUUUUAUUCUUUUCUUUUUCACAGCCUUUCACUUUUCCCUCACUAUUCCUCUCUCUCUCUCUCUCUCUCUCUUUCACUCUCUCUCUCUCUAUAUAUAUAUAUAUAUCGUUUACUUCUUUCUCUCCCUCUCUGCCUCCCUCCGCCCUUCUCUUUUUAUGUCUCUUUCUGAUUUUCUGUUUAUCUAUCUUUCUAUUUCUCUCUUUCUUUCUUUCUUUCUCUCUCUCUCUCUCUCUUUACGUUUCUCUUACUUUCUUUUUUCUCUUUUCAUUGCCUUUCACUUUUCACUCACCAUUCCUCCAUCUCUCCUCUAUUUCCAUCUCUCUUUGCCUUUGUCUUGUUAUCUUUCUUUCUUUCUUUUUAGAUUAUUUUCUGCCUUUCUCCUUUUCUCCCUUUCUCUCUCUCUUUACCUUUCUCCACUCUCUCUUCUUUUUUUUGCCUUUCUCUUUUCACACUCCCCAUCUUCCCCCCUCCCUCUCUCUCUCUGUAUAUCUUUGCCUUUAUAUUCUAUCUCUCUUUCUCUUCCCCUCUCUCUUUCUCUUCUACUCCUUUUUUCUUUCAUCUCUAUCUCUCUGUCAUUCUUUUUAUCUAUUUCUGUCUGUCCUUUUUCUCGCUCUCUUUCUUUAUGCAUCUUUGCCUUUUUUAUUUCUUUCUUCAUUUCUAGAUUUCUUUUUUUUUUCUCCCAUUUCUCCUUUAUUUUUUUUCAUUUUUUUCACUGUCUGCCUGCUUGACUGUCUGUCUAUCUCAUCUGUCUGUCUGUCUGUCUGUCUCUCUCUCUCCCUCUCCCUCCCUCUCUCUCUCUUUCGUCGCUUUUCUGAAUCUAUUCCGCUCCAAUGA
Molecule: messenger RNA, 900 nt
Organism: Acanthosepion pharaonis
Lineage: Eukaryota; Metazoa; Mollusca; Cephalopoda; Sepiida; Sepiidae
Source: the annotation of a GenBank genome assembly